GUUUCUGUUAUUUGAUUCUAUUAUACGUGUAAAUAUCUGCAAUAAAACGCUGCCUGGUGACUAUUUAUGUCUCUUUCUCUUUUCCAUCCAUCUGCCUAGCGCCUCUAGCAUUUUUGUUUUAUAUACAGUGGAGGAGAAACAUGAAUAUGAAACAAGACAAUGCCUAGCUUGACUGAAACAAAUAUUAAAGAAUUUGAAAAAAGAAAAAAGCCUUCCAGUAGGCCCCAUAGAAGUGCAAGGAGCCAAAGUCCCUUGCAUUCAACCCUCUUAUGCAUUAUCUCUCUCAGAAACAAUAACAAUAUUUAGCUUUUACAACUCAACCAGUUUCUUUUUCUUCCAUAUCUUUUUGCAGAGAUAAGGUCUUUCCAAAUACUGUAUAUGGAUUUGUCGAGCCACAUUACUACAAAUUUGUUAUAUGCACGUACGGUUUUGAGUCACUUCGAAAUCUUUUGCAACUUGCAAGAGCAUUGAAUGACAAACUUGCAGUUUGAAAGGAUACCAUGGAGGGCCAAUGUGCAAUAAAGAAAGAUGUCACCGAAUUAAUCGGAAAUACCCCAAUGGUGUACCUGAACAAUGUUGUGGAAGGUUGUGUAGCUCGUAUUGCUGCCAAGCUAGAGACGAUGGAACCCUGCUCUAGUGUUAAAGACAGGAUUGCACAUAGUAUGAUCAAGGAUGCGGAGGAUAAAGGUCUAAUAACUCCGGGAAAGACUGUUCUCAUUGAGCCCACAGGUGGCAACACUGGCAUUGGAUUAGCAUUCAUAGCAGCUAUCAAGGGUUACAAGCUGAAGCUAGUCAUGCCAUCAUCAUUUAGUCUUGAAAGAAGAAUUGUGCUCCUAGCUUUUGGAGCUGAGGUACACCUCACAUAUGGGGAAAAAGGUGUUCAGGAAGUUCUUGAUAAGGCCGAGGAGUUGCUACGUGAAACACCCGAUAGUCAUAUGCUUCAGCAAUUUGAAAAUCCUGCCAAUCCAAAGAUUCAUUACGAAACCACUGGGCCGGAGAUAUGGAGAGACUCAGCAGGGAAAGUUGAUAUCUUGGUUUCAGGGAUAGGAACCGGUGGCACAGUAACCGGUAUAGGGAAAUUUCUUAAAGAGCAAAAUCCAGAGAUCAAGGUGUAUGGUGUAGAACCAGUUGAGAGUGCAGUCUUGAAUGGUGGUCCACCUGGAAAGCAUCUGAUCCAAGGAAUCGGUUCUGGCUUCAUUCCUCAAGUUCUUGAUGUUAGCCUGCUAGACGAAGUUAUUCCAGUAUCCGGUGAGGAAUCUAUUGAGACUGCUAAGCUACUUGCCUUAAAAGAAGGUCUUUUGGUGGGAUUCUCAUCUGGUGCUGCAACAGCAGCAGCAAUAAAGUUGGCAAAAAGGCCGGAAAAUGCCGGAAAACUAAUAGUUGUCGUGUUCCCCAGUUGUGGAGAGCGGUAUCUGUCUACUGAACUCUUUGAUACCAUUAGGCAUGAGGCAGAAAACAUGACUUUUUGACAGCGUUGCCUAUAAUUGAAAUAAUACAUAGACUAGUUCUUGUUUGUAUGGCAU
This is a messenger RNA of Rosa rugosa (rugosa rose), 1523 nucleotides long. Its product is annotated as cysteine synthase-like. Lineage: Eukaryota; Viridiplantae; Streptophyta; Magnoliopsida; Rosales; Rosaceae. The transcript is spliced from 12 exons. Gene Ontology annotation, molecular function: cysteine synthase activity. The record is from RefSeq and is a predicted model, not a curated record. Gene Ontology annotation, cellular component: cytoplasm. The coding region runs from base 501 to 1469 and encodes 322 amino acids.